Molecule: messenger RNA, 2112 nt
Organism: Cylicocyclus nassatus
Lineage: Eukaryota; Metazoa; Nematoda; Chromadorea; Rhabditida; Strongylidae
Source: the annotation of a GenBank genome assembly
AUGUCAGCGAUAAGAGGACCUAGGUAUCAGCAGCAACAACGCAAGAAGCCAGUUGUUGAAGAUGAGCUUCAUUCCUAUAUGAUGCCUCUUGAACACCAUGAUGAUAACGAUGGUCACGAAAUGUACUCUAUGCCUUACUACGAAGAAGAAGAAGCACAAGAUGACUAUGAAAGGAAGACACACGCAUUUGAACGAAGCCAACGAGCCAUAAAGGAACAACGUAACAACGUUGCCUUUCGUCCAGAGAGACAUGUUGCACGAAUUGAGAUCACAAAUGGAGAGAAGGAUGGUCGGAAUGAUGUAGAUUGUGCCGAUGACGAACACGCAAGAAAAUCGGUCACAAAGAUCCGAGAAGUGACUGCAGUGCAGAGAAGCUUCUCAGAGCACAGAAACGGGCGAGUGGGGCCCACUACGCGAUCGUCUCCACCACCUCCACCAGCUCCGAACAUGAGGACGCCUGACAAAAUUAAUCUCAACAAAGUAGUGGUAAACGUUCAGAAACAGGAGCUAUCUGUUGAAAGGAAAGGAGACGAGCGCUAUAAGCGCAGCACUGAACCGAAUGGAAGGAAUUCUCCAGCAAAGAAUUCACCUGAAAAGCUUCCACGCUCACGUCAGGACCAUAUGGCAGGGAAGAUGGUUGUAGUCCAUAUGGAGAGAGCUCCUCAGACUCCACCUCUGCGUGCCACUGAGUCCAGAUCAAGUGCAAGUAGAAGACCAUCGACGAAUCCAUUCGCAAAAGGAGCGGAAAACAGACGCGAAAACGAGAGCGAUGUUAUGAACCAACAGGUUCAUAAUGUGCAGGAAGUCGUCCAAAGGAUGAACAGCGGAGACUGGCCAAUAAAGAUCGAUGAGGAAGAGCACGAGAAUAGGGACAACCAGCAGAGAAGGGAACGAGAACCUCCGAGUCAGCGAUCAGCAAGCAGGGCUCAUAAUUGGGAAACUCUCAAAAGAGAUAAACCAAUGAGGGAAUCAGACCGACAGCGAAGCAAUCCGGAACAGGAGCAGCAGAGAGCUGAGCAAAGAAAUCACUUCGAAAAUAAAAACCGAGAAAUUGAAAGGGAGCAACCAAGCCAAGCAGACGAGACUGGCUAUCGCUCGGAUAGCAGUGACCAGUGUGAGCACACAACGGUGUCGACUGAUUCCGCUUUCGCUUCUGAAGGAUGUGUGAAAACUCACCAGCUCGAUAUUCUGGGCUCUCACAAAGUCAGUCCAGGUAGUGCCAAACAUCUUGACGAGGAGGCCAGGAAACUGCUUUUGUACUUCAAAAGCCAUCGCAUGCUGUUGAAUUAUCUAGGAAUUGGUUUGACCGAAACUCUUUGGCACUAUAUAUCUGCUCUUCCAAUGCAGAAUGUGCAUAUCAGCGUUGCUGAGGAAAUAAGGCCGAAUUCACGACCUAUCAAUGGAAAUGCAGAAGCAUAUGUGUCGUCUCACACAGCUCCAUCGCGAAAGUCACCACCCCCAGGCAACAAGAGUCCUAGGCUUGUAGCGCUAGAGCGGCAACUGCGAACUGAUGAUUUGGCUAACGAAUUCGCAGAGAGGAGCAGAGGGUACUCGAGCGACGGUGAGGGGAAGCAAUCGGAAGCAAGAGGGGGUCGAUUUGUCAAGAAAUCUGCCGCUGCUCUGAUUGCUAAGAAACAAGGCUAUGCACUGCAAAAUGGCACAGACGAACCUAACUCAUCAGAAAUCGUUGAUCCUCGUAUAGCGAGUGAGAUUCGAGCACUUCGAGAAAGAGAAGACGAAUUGCGAAGAAGUAGAACGGAACUAGGCCUCCCAACUUUGGAUGAUGUUAUGAGGAAGUUCGAUCAUAGAGCUUUCACACAGACCAAUCUGCGCAGCGCUCGCUCCUACGACCAACUUCACCAGAUUGGGAACGAAGGCUACUACUUUCGUACAGCUGAGCUAAUCGGUGCAAUGUUCUGUGCCUACCCUUCUCCCACAACACAUCAUUCCAGCAAUCAGCAGAAGAAGAAAGAAGUCAAUUUCUUCGUUCUUCUUCCAUUCAUAACUCCACCAAAAUCAACAGGAAAGGCAACCAACAAUUUCGUGAAGAAGGCAGCAGCAGGAGCGAGGAAAAGGAAAAAUCGCGCGAGCAACAAAGAAGAAUGUGAGUAG